This is a messenger RNA of Drosophila navojoa, 991 nucleotides long. It is a transcript of the gene Tsp29Fa, whose product is annotated as Tetraspanin 29Fa. NCBI's taxonomy places the organism in Eukaryota, Metazoa, Arthropoda, Insecta, Diptera, Drosophilidae. The record is from RefSeq and is a predicted model, not a curated record. Gene Ontology annotation, cellular component: plasma membrane.
GAAGGCUGAAGGGGCCGCUCAGUUCUAUUCGAAACGUUGUUACCUACGCCAGUUACUCGUAACGAGCUGUUUGCCGGCUGACAGAGAAAGUGUCUAGAAAACCGCAAACAUGUCCCUACUAACGGGCAGCGCUAAUGCUGUGAAAUACACACUAUUUGGAUUUAAUCUGAUCUUUUUGAUCACUGGCAUUAUACUUAUAGCGGUUGGUGCUGGCGUUGGCGCCGUUUUCAAUGACUAUGAGGACUUUUUGGUCGGCAAAUUCUUUUCAAUUCCAACAUUUUUGAUCGUGAUCGGAGCGUUCAUCAUUGUGAUCACAUUCUUUGGCUGCUGGGGUGCAUUGAAGGAGAACUAUUGCCUGAUUCUCAGCUUCUCGAUAAUGCUGUUCAUCAUCUUCAUUUUGGAACUGGCGGCGGGCAUCAGUGGCUAUGUGCUGCGCAAUGAUGCAUACAAUUUGAUUGACGCCAAGCUAAAUCAAUCAAUGAGUAGCUACUCGAAUAUGCCAGUAAAUGAUGUAACAAAGCUGUGGGACGUUGUCCAGCGCAACUUCGACUGCUGUGGCAUUAACAAUGCCACCGACUGGAGCGAUCAUCUCAAGGACAACCAAUUGCCAUUGUCGUGCUGCAAAAUACAAUAUGGCACCAUUGGCACCUUUAGCUGCCUGCAGAGCACCUACAAUGAAGAUAUGAACACCCAUCUGGGCUGCUUGAAAGGAUUUUCCGAUUAUAUAGCCAAUCAUGCAGUCAGUUUGGGUGCAGCUGGCGUUGUCAUAGCCAUCAUACAGUUCUUUGGCGUCAUCUUCGCCUGCUAUAUAGCACGAGAGAUUAAAAUACGGAAUGGCAUCACAGGCUUCAUCUAGACCAGUGGAUUAGUUGAUUGAUUCCAAUAUUUUGAUGGGAUCUCAAGUCAAAUCUUAAAUUAUUCACAAGUACAAUAUAAAUUCACAAUUUGUUCUAGCUUUGUCGCGCUUUAAUACACAAUAUAUUUUGUAAAC